Molecule: messenger RNA, 2814 nt
Organism: Zootoca vivipara (common lizard)
Lineage: Eukaryota; Metazoa; Chordata; Lepidosauria; Squamata; Lacertidae
Source: RefSeq, a predicted model, not a curated record
AAACCGGAAACAAUCUUUUCUUUUUGAGCUUCCCCCCUCUCCUCUCUCUCUGCAAUCUGUUUCUCCCUUGGGACUUUUUUAUUUUAUCUUUCCCAGGUUCUCUUUGGACUUUAAGGUGCUUUUCUCCCCACCGCUUCCGUGUCUCUCUGUGCAGCAGGUAGGGAACGGGACAGGAUGUCGAUUCUUAAGGCGAAAGGACUGAGCUGACAGCAACACUUCUGCAGUGCAGUGCAAUGCGCAAGCCGGACGCAGGCCCUCACCGCAUCUCGGCUUUUUGACACCGGGAAGAAAUCCAAAAAAGGCGGUGGCACGAAACCAACCGAGGGAGAGGCAGUUCCUCAGCCACAAGGGGAAGAAGGAAGGAGAAGCAGAGGAGCCAAGCAGAAUAAAAGAAAAUAAAAGUUUGCCUGCUUUUGCCACGGUAGCUGUCCAGCUGCCUCGCUCCCCAGCGAAGGAGUUAUAUAUACAGCAGUGCACACCCCCUCCUUCACUUCCUGGGUGGAGCUGGCGCUGGGGAGAGGCAAAAAAACGGCUUUAAAAACCUCCAAGCCCUGCAGCCAGCAAGUCCCAACAGGAGUGGUGAAAUUACAGCCUUUCCUGGCAAGGAAGACAGAAAGGCCAGCUGGCUCCAGGGAGAGCGGCAGCAGCGAUCUUGACAGAGCACAACCGCCUCGGGAUGCCCCAGUCGUCGUGACACUGGAUUUGACCCGCGUCUUUUGCAGCCAGCCACAUCCCAGAGAGACCCAGGCGCUUCUUGGCAACCUUCGAGCGGCUCGCCCUGCCAAGAACAGAUCCCUCGAACCAAAAACCAGUUAGAGACAGAGCCUCGACCUCUAGGGCGAUGGGCGUUCGGGCUGCCACAGCUGGGCGCCGAGGCUGAAUGUGGGCGCCCCCCCCCCCCGAAUUGCCAGGCACCCAGAGAGGCACAUGGGCUGCAUCGAGGCUCUGCCAAGCGUAAGGUGAGUCUCCUCCGCUUUUGAAAACCGGCAGCCCAGACUUUGGAGACGGUUCAAAUCUGAAAUAUAUAUAUUUGAGGGACUCGAUGGUGAGUCGCAGCCGGGCUUCUGUAGGAAACAGCCUACUUUGUCAGAUGCAGGGAAAGGACUGAGAAAACAGCAAGAAACUAGCGCUGCUCUUCUUCUUUUUCCCUUCUUCUUGCUUCUCUCUCCCCCCCCCCCCACUCCUUUUGGCACCGAGAGCAGAAGCGACAAGGGGGUGGAGGAAGCAUGAAGAUGUUGGUUUUGAGAGGCUGCGGCUGGCAGAGUCUUUCUCGGCGUUCGACGACGCAGCAGCGGGCCGCAGGCUGGCUCUUCCUCCUGCUCCUGGCGCUGGAACACCUCUGCUCGGCUCUCGCCUUCUCCACUUGCAAAACUUUGGACAUGGAUAUGAUGAAGCGCAAGCGGAUCGAGGCCAUUCGGGGCCAGAUCCUCAGCAAGCUCAAGCUGUCCAGCCCGCCGGAGGUUGAAGACCCCGAGUCGCGGGUGCUGCCCGAAGACAUUGUGGCUCUGUACAACAGCACCGUGGAAGUGAUCCGGGAAAUGACGGCGGAAGACCCCAAGGAGACCCCCCAGGAAGAGUACUACGCCAAAGAGGUGCACAGGUUCAACAUGCUCCCCCCAGAACAUGAAAGCUACAUACCAAAGACAUCUUACUCUGUCUUCUUUGGGUUCAACUUAUCCCACAUCCGGAAAACCCUUCACGACUCCAGUCUGCUGUACCGGGCUGAACUGAGAAUGCGCAUCUCUGGGCCAGGGCAGGAUCAGCGGUUGGAGCUUUACCAGGAGCAGAUCCACUCGAUCAACAGCACUUGGUACUACAUGGAUGGUCGCAUGGUGAAGUUGAAGAACGAGAAGGAGUGGCUUUCGUUUGACGUCACCUCCGUCCUCCGGCAGUGGCUUGGAAGCACAGAGCCUCUGGGAAGAUUCCGCCUCAGCUCCCACUGUACCUGUGAAAGCGGCACGGAGGAACUGAAAGGAGAAGUUGAAGGCACCAAAUCAAAGAGGGGUGACCAGCAACAGAUCAGCCGGGCGAAACAACAGCCCCCCUAUCUGCUGGUGAUGGCGAUGCCCCCCGAGCGGGCAGAUCACCUGCAAAACCGCCGGACCAAGCGAGCGGCAGGCGUGGACUAUUGCAGCCAGUCGCCAGAGGAGAAGAACUGUUGCGUGAGGCCCUUGUACAUCGACUUCCGCAAGGACCUGAAGUGGCGGUGGAUCCACGAACCCAAGGGCUACUAUGCCAACUUCUGCAUGGGUCCCUGCCCCUAUCUCUGGAGCUUGGACACUCAGUACAGCAAGGUCCUGUCUCUGUACACCCAACAUAACCCAUCUGCCUCAGCCACGCCCUGCUGCGUCCCACACGAGCUCGAGCCAUUGGGGAUUGUGUACUACGUCGGCCGCCAAGCCAAGGUGGAGCAGCUUUCCAACAUGGUGGUCAAAUCCUGUCGAUGCAGCUGAGAGAAAAGGACUCGUGGACUUGGGAUGUCUCUUCUGGGCGAGUUGGAAUCGAAAAAUAAAUAAAUAAAUCUGAGCAGGGAAGGAGUCAGGACUGGAGCUGAGAGGGACACAGACUCCCCUUCCCCUCUAACAAAACCUUUUUUCUAAAACAAAACAAAAAAACCUCAUUCGGUGAGAUUUAUUAUUAUUUUGUUAUUUUAUUAUUUUAUUUUGUGAAUUUAUGGGGUUUCGUUCUUGUUGCAGGGGGGCAGACAUUGAGAAUCUUUCAAUUCCUUUUAAUUAUUUUGCUUCGUGUAUUAAGAGAGAAUUAUUUAAAGAGGUUAUCUCCUCCUCACCUUGUACCCAAACCAAUCAAAGGGGG